Molecule: messenger RNA, 244 nt
Organism: Laetiporus sulphureus 93-53
Lineage: Eukaryota; Fungi; Basidiomycota; Agaricomycetes; Polyporales; Laetiporaceae
Exons: 1
Coding region: 10-174 (54 amino acids)
Source: RefSeq, a predicted model, not a curated record
GCCACAUUAAUGGACAUCUGGUGCCUCCUCAUCAAUCACGAGAAGGAGCCCAUCGGAACACCCUCUGCAGUCCCUGUAUCUUCCAUGGACACGGUGGACCACUUGAGGAACAAGGUCAAGGCACAUUUUCAGCCUGCCCUUGACAGCAUCGCUGUCAAUGAGCUCGUAGUGUAGAAAUGCGUCGACCCGACCAUUACUUUUGAUGAUGAAGACCCCAAAACGUUGAAGGAUCAAGUCAACGAGG